This is a messenger RNA of Symbiodinium natans, 927 nucleotides long. The record is from the annotation of a GenBank genome assembly. NCBI's taxonomy places the organism in Eukaryota, Dinophyceae, Suessiales, Symbiodiniaceae.
AUGGCUGACGCGCUUGAGGAUGAGGAGGUCGCCGCUCCCGAGGCCGAGCCGGAGGAGGAGGUGACCGACCUCAUGGGAGCCGUGCGUGGCGUGCUGAAGAAGUCCCUCAUGGUGGACGGCGUGAUCCGGGGCCUCCACGAGGUUGCCAAGCACAUCGAGGCCUGCAAGGCCCAGGUCGUGUUCCUGGCCGAGUCCUGCAACGAAGCCACCUACAAGAAGCUCAUCCAGGGCCUGUGCGUCGAGAAGAACGUGCCUGUGAUCGAUGUGCCUGACAACAAGAGCCUGGGCGAGUGGGCAGGCCUCUGCAAGAUUGACAAGGAUGGCAUGCCCAGAAAGGUCGUCGGCGCCAGCUGCGUGGCUGUGGUGGACUUCGGCGAGGAGGGUGAGGCAGGCAAUCGGAGGGAUCCGGGCACGGACAGCAGAGAGAACAUGGGGUGGAGGAGGAUGGGCAAUGCCCCGUUGUGUGGGAAUGUCAGCACCCCUGUAGAAGAAGGGCGGGUGGUCAUGGCUGACGCGCUUGAGGAUGAGGAGGUCGCCGCUCCCGAGGCCGAGCCGGAGGAGGAGGUGACCGACCUCAUGGGAGCCGUGCGUGGCGUGCUGAAGAAGUCCCUCAUGGUGGACGGCGUGAUCCGGGGCCUCCACGAGGUUGCCAAGCACAUCGAGGCCUGCAAGGCCCAGGUCGUGUUCCUGGCCGAGUCCUGCAACGAAGCCACCUACAAGAAGCUCAUCCAGGGCCUGUGCGUCGAGAAGAACGUGCCUGUGAUCGAUGUGCCUGACAACAAGAGCCUGGGCGAGUGGGCAGGCCUCUGCAAGAUUGACAAGGAUGGCAUGCCCAGAAAGGUCGUCGGCGCCAGCUGCGUGGCUGUGGUGGACUUCGGCGAGGAGGGUGAGGCCUACAACUACAUGAUGAAGCACCUCGGAAAGUGA